AGAGAAUGCCAUGCUGGAAUACCUGAAGAUUGCCCAAGAUCUGGAGAUGUAUGGAAUCAACUACUUUGAAAUCAAGAAUAAGAAAGGAACUGACCUUUGGUUGGGGGUCGAUGCUUUGGGGCUCAACAUCUAUGAAAAGGACGAUAAACUAACCCCGAAGAUUGGGUUCCCCUGGAGCGAAAUCAGAAAUAUCUCUUUCAAUGACAAGAAGUUUGUUAUAAAGCCUAUUGACAAGAAGGCACCAGACUUUGUGUUUUAUGCCCCUCGCCUGAGAAUUAACAAGAGGAUCCUGCAGCUCUGCAUGGGCAACCAUGAGCUGUACAUGCGGCGCAGGAAGCCCGACACAAUUGAGGUGCAGCAGAUGAAAGCCCAGGCCCGGGAGGAGAAGCACCAGAAACAACUGGAAAGGAAACAACUAGAAGAUGAAAAGAAGAGGAGAGAGACAAUUGAGAGGGAGAAAGAGCAAAUGCUGAGGGAGAAGGAGGAGCUGCUGGUGAGGCUACAAGAGUAUGAAGUGAAGACUCAGAAAGCAGAGAAAGAGCUGUCAGAUCAGAUCCAAAGAGCCAUUCAGCUGGAAGAGGAGAGGAAACGGGCCCAGGAGGAGGCAGAACGCCUGGAAGCUGAACGUUUGGCAGCUCUGCAGGCCAAGGAAGAGCUGGAGAGACAAACUAUGGACCAGAUAAAGAGCCAGGAACAGCUGGCUACAGAGCUUGCAGAGUAUACAGCCAAGAUAGCACUUCUUGAAGAGGCAAGGAAGCGUAAAGAGAGUGAGGUUGAAGAGUGGCAAAUCAGAGCCAGGGAAGCACAGGAGGAUCUGGUAAAGACCAAGGAGGAGUUACACCUGGUAAUGACUGCUCCACCUCCACCGCCACCCCCUGUCUAUGAGCCAGUGAAUUACCACGUCCAUGACAACUUGCAAGAUGAGGGCUCAGAGUACUCAGCCUACAGCGCCGAGUUCUCCAGCGAGGGCAUCAGGAACGACCGCAACGAGGAGAAGCGCAUUACCGAGGCAGAGAAGAAUGCACGAGUGCAGAGCCAGCUGAGGGCGCUGACAGAUGAGCUGGCCCAGGCUCGCCAUGAGGACAAGAGGACCCAAAACGAUAUCAUCCACUCGGAGAACAUGCGCCAGGGACGGGACAAGUACAAGACACUGAGGCAGAUCCGGCAAGGCAACACCAAGCAGAGAAUCGAUGAGUUUGAGGCAAUGUAAAGAUACUUGUAAGAAAAGAGGACUGUGGGAAAGGCAGAUCUUAAUGCUGUGUUCUUGUUUUGGGGUUUUUGUUGUAUUGGUUUUUUGGUUUGUUUUUUUUUUCUCUGAGGAGGGGUCACUGUAUGACACUUAACCAAUGUUCUCUAAACCCAGAGGUGUUUGAAUCUCCCUUUUAUUCUGAACCUGCUGUGAAAUUUGGUAUAGUUUAAAACUUAUUGUACCACAGAUCCUGGUAACUUGCUCAUGCCUUUACUUAGUGCCAAAAGGCCUUAUGUCACAUCUCUCUUUAAGCAAGACAAAUUUUAACAGGCCGUGCUUCUAUUUAAAGAUGCGUGUCCUGUGCAGGUGCUGGAUUCAGCCUGGUCUAAAAGAUAAGCAUCUGUGGGUGAAUUUUGUGCCAUAUGUCUUUGCAUUAUUAACUACAGUGUAAAGUGUAACAGCUGCGAAGACCGGUUGUGGAACUCAGGAUUUUCAAGCACCUGUGUGUUGUACAUCCACACAGAGGUGCUUGUAGAUCCUGUUUUUCCCUUGGUCUUGAUGCCCAUGUUCCCCCUUCCCUUCCCCCACCCCCACACAAAAGAACUGACAACACCUCAGAACUUCUUUGUGUAGAAAUUAGAUAUUUUCUAGUUGCUGCUCUCACCUGGAGAAAUGGUGCAGUGAUGGCUCAGAAGUGGCAUAGGGACACUGAUACCCUCUUCAUGUAACAAGUAGCAAAUACUCCUGGAAUCUACGACACCACUGUGUUUGCAUUCCAGCUUCAUUACUGAUCAGUUGUAGUGUAGUAUUUAUAAAUAUAUAUAUAAAACAUGCAAUAUGUGAAUUGCAGUACUAGUUAAAGGGAAAUAGUUUUGCUCUGUAUAUUUUGUUACUUUUCAGAUUUAAUAAGACUUGCAUCUGUAAAAAUGCCUGAACAAGACUGUAGUCUGAUACAGUGCAGCUGAUUAUUUACUAUAAAGCAUUAUUUGUAAAGAUCAUUUUUUUUACUUAAUGAAAACUGUUAUAUGUACACAUGAUCCAAUAUAUACAAUUUUACUGCACCUAUUUUUCUAACAAAUUUUCUAAUUUUUUUAAAUGUUUGAUUUAAAGUUUCAGACUCCAAAGAUGAAGGGACUGCUUGUUUAUAUCACAGUUGUAUUCUCUCUAGUGGAGAGCAUUUCUGUGACCAUCCUUCCCCCACUCUACCCUUUUUUCCUUGAAAAUCUGUUAGAAAGUGAGAUACAGUAUGUUGUCACCUCUUCAUUUACAAUUUCUAUGCUGCGUUAUACUUGAGUUGAAUCUUGUGUGGGGUUUUUUUAUUUGCAGCAGCAACCAUCUAAA
Messenger RNA from Pyrgilauda ruficollis (rufous-necked snowfinch), 2530 nucleotides. It is a transcript of the gene EZR, whose product is annotated as ezrin. The record is from RefSeq and is a predicted model, not a curated record. The transcript is spliced from 8 exons. Lineage: Eukaryota; Metazoa; Chordata; Aves; Passeriformes; Passeridae. Gene Ontology annotation, molecular function: cell adhesion molecule binding; actin binding. Gene Ontology annotation, biological process: positive regulation of protein localization to early endosome; regulation of organelle assembly; positive regulation of early endosome to late endosome transport. Gene Ontology annotation, cellular component: plasma membrane; cytoskeleton; adherens junction. The coding region runs from base 11 to 1210 and encodes 399 amino acids.